CAUGUCCUCUCGCUUGCCCUGGCCGAGACCCUGAGCGCAGUCGCCGCGAAACAGGCAGCCCGUCGAUCCUGGUCUCGCCUUUGCCGGCUCUGCCACGGAUCUCCAAGCGCCGCCAUGAGGUUCACGAUCGACGGUCUCGAAGUGAUCUUUCCAUACGACUACAUCUAUCCGGAGCAGUAUGCCUACAUGUGCGAUCUCAAGCGGGCCCUUGAUGCCAAGGGCCACUGUCUCCUGGAGAUGCCAUGUGGCACCGGAAAGACCAUCACGCUUCUUUCGCUGAUCAUCGCCUAUCAAAAUUACUAUCCGGAGAAGCGAAAACUCAUCUAUUGCUCCCGGACGGUCCCCGAAAUCGAGAAGGCGCUGGCGGAGCUGAAGCGUCUGAUGGAGUACCGGGCAUCGCAGGGCCUGCGAGAAAACAUCCUCGCCUUGGGCCUGUCAUCGAGAAAAAACCUAUGCAUACAUCCCGAGAUCAGCAAAGAAAAGUUUGGCAAAGUAGUUGAUACCCGGUGCCAGAGUCUGACAGCCUCAUGGAUUCGGGAAAAGGCCAAGCAGAGCCCUCCAGGCGAGAUCGAACAGUGCCAGUUUUUCGAGUCUCUCGAGGACUUUGAAUCCAUGCCGACUGGUGUCUAUACUCUCGAAGACCUGAAGGCGUUUGGCGAAGCCAACGGACUGUGUCCCUAUUUUCUGGCGCGACAGCUGAUCCUCUAUGCCGACGUGAUCAUCUACAGCUACCACUACUUGCUGGAUCCCAAGGUCGCAGAUCUCGUGUCCAAGGAGCUCUCGAAAGAUGCCAUUGUCAUUUUUGAUGAGGCACACAAUAUCGACAACGUCUGCACCGAGUCGCUGAGCAUCGACAUCACCAGACCAAUUCUCGAUGCAAGUGCCCGGAGCAUCCAGACGCUUUCCUCCACGAUUGAUGAAUUGAAGCAGUCCAACUCGGAACAGCUGCAAAACGAAUACCAGCGACUUGUCGAUGGGCUGCGGGAGACCCAUCAGCAGCGUGCCACUGACAUGGUCAUGGGCAAUCCAACUCUUCCCGACGAUAUGCUGAAUGAAGCGGUCCCUGGCAACAUUCGACGGGCCGAACACUUUGUUGCCUUUCUUCGCAGACUGGUCGAGUACAUGAAGACCCGUAUGCGUGUGAUGCACGUCGUCGCGGAAUCCCCGCCUUCAUUCCUGCAGCAUAUUCGAGAAGUGACAUGCAUCGAAAGAAAGCCCCUCAGGUUUUGCGCAGAACGACUCGCUUCGCUCAUUCGGACCCUUCAGCUGACCCAGCUCGCCGAUUUCACGGCACUUCAGCGAGUGGCUGCCUUUGCCACCUUGGUUGCCACAUACGAAAAGGGAUUCUUGCUCAUCCUCGAACCGUUUGAGAACGAUACCGACACGAUCCCCAAUCCGGUGCUUCACCUGACCUGCCUGGAUGCCACGUUUGCGAUCAAGCCUGUCUUUGACCGGUUCAGCACCGUCGUCAUCACCUCCGGCACCCUGUCUCCCAUGGAUCUCUACCCGACCUUGCUUGGGUUCCGUCCAGUGGUCAUGGAGAGCUACCAGAUGACCCUGACCCGCGACUGCUUCUUGCCUCUGACGGUCACCCGCGGCAGCGAUCAAGUUGCCGUGAGCUCCAAAUUCGAGGUCCGUAACGAUCUAGCCGUGGUUCGGAACUACGGCAAUAUCCUGCUGGAGUUUGCCAAGGUGGUCCCAGACGGCCUCGUGUGCUUCUUCCCUUCCUAUCUCUACAUGGAGUCGAUUGUUGCCGCAUGGAACGAGCUGGGCAUGCUGCAGGAGCUCCUCAAGUUCAAGCUUAUAUUUAUCGAGACUCCGGAUGCGGGCGAAACCAGUCUGGCUCUUGAAAACUACAGAAAGGCUUGUGACAACGGUCGAGGCGCCGUCCUGCUUUCAGUCGCCCGUGGUAAAGUGUCUGAGGGAGUCGAUUUUGAUCACCACUACGGACGCGCUGUCAUUCUCUUCGGCAUUCCAUACCAGUACACUGGUAGUCGUAUCUUGAAGGCUCGUCUGGAAUAUCUGCGCGACAACUUUGGCAUCCGCGAAAACGACUUUCUUACCUUCGAUGCCAUGCGCCACGGCGCCCAAUGCGUGGGACGUGUCUUGCGAGGAAAAACAGACUACGGUCUCAUGAUCUUUGCGGACAAGAGAUUCGCUCGUGCCGACAAGCGCUCCAAGCUGCCCAAGUGGAUUCUGGCGAAUAUGAACGAAAGCAGCACCAACCUGAGUACGGACAUGGCCGUGGGCGUUACCAAGAAAUUCUUGCGCAGCAUGGCCCAGCCCUUUGAUCGCACCCAGGUUGGCAUCUCCCUGUGGGACUCCAAGAUGGUUGAAGCCGCGCAGAGGGGAGCAAGGCGCGCAGGACCUACAGCACCAUCAAACGCACAAGUGACCGCGAUGGAACUCUGAGCGAGCUGUCGUUCCUCCAAGGCAUCCGUGAUGGUAACUCGACCAUGCGCAUCUGUUGCUGGUCUGCUCGUUCGGGCAUUCCCUGCGCUCUGGCUCUUGAAUACACACGGUCAUCCUGCGCUCUA
Polychytrium aggregatum is the source of this 2537-nucleotide messenger RNA. RefSeq lists its product as uncharacterized. Gene Ontology annotation, biological process: transcription by RNA polymerase II; positive regulation of mitotic recombination; nucleotide-excision repair. The record is from RefSeq and is a predicted model, not a curated record. The transcript has 20 exons. The coding region runs from base 115 to 2412 and encodes 765 amino acids. Gene Ontology annotation, molecular function: ATP binding; hydrolase activity, acting on acid anhydrides, in phosphorus-containing anhydrides; DNA helicase activity. Gene Ontology annotation, cellular component: nucleus. Lineage: Eukaryota; Fungi; Chytridiomycota; Chytridiomycetes; Polychytriales.